Molecule: messenger RNA, 1639 nt
Organism: Lactuca virosa
Lineage: Eukaryota; Viridiplantae; Streptophyta; Magnoliopsida; Asterales; Asteraceae
Source: the annotation of a GenBank genome assembly
UAGUGACCAUGUUUGGAGUUUUCUUAAAAAUCUUUCAAGAAGUAUGCUUUUGGAAUUCGGAUAUCGAAGUUUUGGUUCGUAUCAACGAUAGGCGAUGAAAGAACCAUCGGAGACGAAGCACCCUAACACUACGGAAAGGAACUCGAAAACGAAAGGGAAGAACAACAAUUUUGAGUUUUGUAAAGUAUGCAAGCUCAAUCACAAUCUAGGUCGCCGCCAUAACUACCUUCCUAACCACGUCAAAUCGCUCUCAUCUUUCCUAUCUCGAUUUCAGUCCAAACUCUCCGAUGUACGGCUUUUUCUUAAGAACCCUAACUUACUUCGUCCAGAGCUUGCAUCUCGCAAUAGGUUUUGGUGCGUCUUUUGCGAUUCUGAUGUUGCGGAGAACGACAGUUCUUUUGCCUGUGAAAAUGCAAUCAGCCAUCUUGCAAGUGCAGAUCACUUGAAAAACUUAAAAAGUUUUAUGUGGAAACAUGGUGGGGGAAUGGAUCGAAUUGAUGGUUUCCGGAUUUCAGAGGCAGAUAUUGCUAAGUAUGAAAAGAAGUGCAUAUCAAUGAAGAACAAAGGUGCUAGUGAACAAUCUCAUGGCCCUAUGAUUGGACCUUCAAAUGAAAUGAGAAAUAUCAGGUAUCCCAUUCAGAUAUGUCUGGAGGUUAUGAUGACAAAUUGUUGCUGUUGGGUUCAAAUGCAAAGCGUUCACGUAACUUAAGAGGUAAUGCAGGGAAAAGUUGCUUAAAUGAUGGUAAUCUUCACAAUAAACCGGUAUAUGCACAUAACAGGGAAGCUAAUGGGGAUGAUAGUUCAGCAGGUUUGCAGAAGCUCACUCGAAUUUCUUCUACAGUCCAUGAAACGGACACCGGAAAUGUGCAUUCCGGAGCACCCCCUCCUUGGUUUAAUGCAACAAACGGAAUUCAUAUUGAUCCUGGAAUGGAAACAGAUCCUGUGUUAAAACCUGUAAAAUCGAAGUUAAAUCCUAAAAGGGUUGGAGCUGCUUGGGCUGAAAAAAGAAAGAUAGAAAUGGAGAUGGAGAGAAAUGGGGAACUACCUGCUAACAGAUUUGAUGCCAGCUGGCUUCCAAAUUUCGGUAGAGUAUGGCAAUCAGGAAGCAGAAAAGACUCCCGGAAAGAAUUUCAGGUGGAAACCAUGAAACCUCCUAAGGAUGAAAAAAAUCAUUCUGAUGAUUCAUCGUUGCAGUUGCAGUUGCAGCCUUAUAUAAGCAAACGAAUGCGCAGAGAAGCCAAUGAAUGAUUGCUUCUGCUAUGAUGAUUUUGUAUUUUGAUGAGUAUAAAUUUCAGAGGCAAAAUGAGAAAUUGGUUAAUUGGAACUGGCAACUCACAGGAGCUAUCGACAGGAUCCAUCUUUCCAACAAACAUGUUGCCGCAGGACAUCAUUAUGAUAGCCAAAUGAAUGCUGAUGCUCAACUACCUCGCCCUCGCCCUCGACCUACCAUCACUUGCUCCUGAUGGUGUUGAUGAUUUUUUAGAGCAAUUUCAUCAUCUUUUAACCACCUCUUACUCUUGGACAAGUGCUGACAACACUUGAUGCUCAAUCCCUUGCUCCAGUUGUAAGAGAUUUAAAGAUUCCUCAAAUUUCCUCUCCAUCAAUAACUUUUAAAUCAAAUUUUUGUAAGUCGCCUGCC